CUGUCAUCCUUCAUUGAUCUUACCAAUGACGAUGUUAACGACGUUUUGCUUCUUAGUCCUGAUAGUAUAUUCAAGCAACCACAAGUUAUUGAUUCCCAUGCUGAGUUAUUGAAUGACCGAGCUGACGCUGAAGUACCACUUACGACUGUUAAAAGAAACCGUGGUCGACCUAAAAAGAUUUUAGGAAAUACGUCGGCACAGACUGAUCUUGAAAAAAUAAUCGGCACUCCAAACACUACUAUUUCAAGUGAGAUAUUCGAUCAUUGUGCGGACGAUCAAGUAACAGUUACGACUCUUAAAAGAAAACGUGGUCGACCUAAAAAAAUUAUAGGAAAUAUCUCCACACCAACAGGUGUUGAUUUGCUUGAUCAAGUGCCACCUACAAAUCAAAAGAAAAAACCCGGUCGACCUAAAAAAGUGUUGGCGAGCACUUCUACACGAUCU
Molecule: messenger RNA, 444 nt
Organism: Striga asiatica
Lineage: Eukaryota; Viridiplantae; Streptophyta; Magnoliopsida; Lamiales; Orobanchaceae
Source: the annotation of a GenBank genome assembly